This is a messenger RNA of Jatropha curcas, 1460 nucleotides long. RefSeq names its product aquaporin NIP2-1. Gene Ontology annotation, molecular function: channel activity. Gene Ontology annotation, biological process: transmembrane transport. Gene Ontology annotation, cellular component: membrane. NCBI's taxonomy places the organism in Eukaryota, Viridiplantae, Streptophyta, Magnoliopsida, Malpighiales, Euphorbiaceae. The record is from RefSeq and is a predicted model, not a curated record.
GGCAUGCAUGCCAAAUAUAAUAUCAGAAUAUACUUGCUUAGACCAGGUUGCUUAGACCAGUUUACAGUAAAAUUAAGAGUUGGUAGAGGCAAGUGAAUCCCAUACGAUGUCCUUCCUGCGAGGGGCAUAUAUUAUAUAUACAUACAAAGCUCUCUUGGCAACAAUGGGUACAAACACUUCAGCCUCCUGAUUACCUCAACUUUGAUUCUCUUUCCCUUGCCUCGCCCACACCAACACUAAUACAGAGAGACACUUCACUUACAAGCUAUAGCCUACCUUAUCAAGUCUGGUAUCUUUCUUUCUUCUCUUAUUCGUAUAAAUUUCAAGUUCCUCCAAUCCCUUUUGCCCAUCCAUCGUUCCAUCAAUUUUACAACUCAAGAAACUAAAGAAGAUAAUAACAAUGGCAACGACAUCAGCUUCAGAUCACACAGCCUCACCUUCUACUGAAUAUCUUGUUUCAGUGGAGAACCCAAAAUCCGAAAACCCAUUUCUCAUUCCUCUUCUUUCAUUUCAAAACCAUUACCCUCCGCGGUUUUUCAGAAAGGUGGUAGCAGAGAUGAUAGCGACAUUUCUGUUGGUUUUUGUGACCUGCGGUACGGCAGCCAUUAGUAGGAGCGAUGAGAAAAGAGUAUCAGAAUUAGGAGCUUCAGUUGCAGGAGGACUUAUAGUGACAGUGAUGAUAUAUGCAGUAGGACAUGUCUCUGGUGCUCAUAUGAACCCUGCUGUUACUACAGCUUUUGCAGCUGUUAGAGAGUUUCCAUGGAAACAGGUGCCAUUUUAUGCAGUAGCUCAAAUGACAGGAGCAAUAGGAGCUUCAUUUACAUUAAAAGUGUUACUUCACCCUAUAAAACAACUUGGCACAACUUCACCUUCUGGAUCAGACUUUCAGGCUCUUGUCAUGGAAAUUGUUGUCACUUUCUCUAUGAUGUUUGUUACUUCAGCUGUAGCAACUGACACUAAAGCCAUAGGAGAAUUAGCAGGUAUAGCAGUUGGUUCCGCAGUAUGUAUAACAUCCAUCUUGGCCGGCCCAAUAUCAGGCGGAUCUAUGAACCCAGCAAGGACGAUAGGACCUGCAAUUGCUAGUGCAUAUUACAAGGGGAUAUGGGUCUACAUUGUUGGACCAGUAGCAGGAACUUUGCUUGGAGCAUGGUCAUAUAACCUGAUUCGAGUUACCGAUAAGCCAGUCCAAGCAAUUUCUCCUUCAUUUUCAUUCAGAAUUCGCAGAACAAGCAUCGAUGAGCAGACUAACAAUAAAGAUCCUCUUAGUGCUGUGUAAAUUGCAACUGAGGAGAAAGUCUAUAUUUAAAAUGCUGUAUCAACAUUUUCUUUAUUGUCUGGAAAAAUGAAUUAUGGCAUUCUUGUACGCCAUAGGGUCUGCCUGUAUUAUAGGUUCACUAUGUAUUUUAGAUGGCCAAAGUAUCCAAAUUGAAAUCACACUGAAAGAUCACAUUUAUUUUAAA